Messenger RNA from Letharia columbiana, 516 nucleotides. RefSeq lists its product as uncharacterized. The record is from RefSeq and is a predicted model, not a curated record. The coding region runs from base 1 to 516 and encodes 171 amino acids. The transcript has a single exon. Lineage: Eukaryota; Fungi; Ascomycota; Lecanoromycetes; Lecanorales; Parmeliaceae.
AUGGCUUCCCUACACAUAUCCCAAGGCCAAUCGUCAGUCCAGCAGCUCCGCAAGCCUAAUGCAUUCGAUGCACUCAUGAAGAAGCCUAGCUCGGCUACCCAAUUGAGACCUGGCCCUCUUCCAAAGCCCAUUGAGCUCCGUAGCGUUCGUGGAGCCCGCAUAUCGAAAUCCAGCCUACUUCGGUCUCCCAAGCAUCAGCUUCUUACCCACAUCCCUCAUAUCGAUGAAGAGUCUCUUUUUACCGAGUUUGAAGCUCAGCGGGCUGCUUAUGCCAACGCUCUACCUGAGCAUGAGUCACCUCAGAAUAGAAACGACGGCUGUCAUGAGGAGGAUAGAAGACGGGUCUCAUACACCAGGGAGCAGAAGCUGGCUGCUGUCAGCUAUGCUAUGACCACAAGGAAUCCGGAUUUACGCACUGGUGAGUUGAAGCCUAUCAGCAAGUACCUUGCGGCCAAAAACCUCAAAAUCACCAUACCCAUGCUCAAGAACUGGAUGGCCAAUCAAGUGGAUAUCUAG